Molecule: messenger RNA, 417 nt
Organism: Homarus americanus (American lobster)
Lineage: Eukaryota; Metazoa; Arthropoda; Malacostraca; Decapoda; Nephropidae
Exons: 2
Coding region: 1-417 (138 amino acids)
Source: RefSeq, a predicted model, not a curated record
AUGCAGGUUGAUGGCUAUUCCUUUGAGAAAAUUAUGACUUCUAACUCAAUCUCGGGGCAAGAUAGUUCGAUCCUCUCUGAAGAUGUGUCUGAGGAUAAUUACAACCUGAAGGAGGAUAAUUACAACCUGAAGGAGGAUAAUUACAACCUGAAGGACGAUAAUUACAGCCUGAAGGACGAUAAUUACAACCUAAAGGAGGAUAAUUACAACCUGAAGGAGGAUAAUUACAACCUGAAGGAGGAUAAUUACAACCUGAAGGAGGAUAAUUACAACCUGAAGGAGGAUAAUUACAACCUGAAGGACGAUAAUUACAGCCUGAAGGACGAUAAUUACAACCUAAAGGAGGAUAAUUACAACCUGAAGGAGGAGAAAUACAACCUGAAGGAGGACAAUUAUAACCUAAAGGAGGAUAAUUAA